AUGCAAUUAAAAAACGAUUUCACACGAUACCGUUAUCUUAUCAGACUUCAUACAAUCUGUACUAUUGCGUUUAUUCUACGCUUUAUUGUUCUUUGUACAGAUUUAUCAUCUGCAAAAAGUGACUCAAUAGCUUUCCCUGUGGUAAUCUUAUUAUUGGAAGUAGGAUCAUCGUUUAUUACUUUUUUGGCAAAUAUUCUCUAUGUUUUUCUUCGUUAUUUUGGACCCAUUCUAUUUGAAUCUGACCGUGAAAAAGUUGGAUGUUGUUCUCAACACUUUGCUUGGAGUUUAUCAACAUUAACGUGUAUUCGUUGUGAAUGCUAUCAAGAACAUCCACAACUUGUUUUAAUAACUCGAUUUUGUGUUUUAAUUUUAUUUGAGAUCAUACGAUUUAUAGCAUUUAUACUUGCUUGUGUAUGUGCAAAUAGAUACGGACCAAUAGGUUUAGGAUACGCGAUUUUGGCUGCAUUUUCACUUGUACCUGCCGUAGUUUUAUUAAUUGUUGAGUAUCUCCAUCAUUAUCGUAUAUGGUUUCGCUAUCGCCCAAACACUUCGUCUGAUGAGAAAAUCAUAUAUGCUAAAGAACAUAUGCGUUUUUUACCGCUUGCAAUAACAAAUGAUCAACAAACAAGUCAUUGGCAACAUUCUCGAUGCGACAAGGGAAUAACUUGCUUGUCACGGAAUCUUUACCAUGUAAUUAUCUUUCAUUCAGGAAAUACACGUUAUCCACCUGACCAAACAACAGAUAAUCAAAUAGUGGUUGGAUUUCAUCAAACAAGUCAUCUCGCUGCGUACGCUAUUGCCACGUCAGAAUUGAAAAGUUCGAAAACUGGAUGGAUUGGGCCAGGUAUAUAUUUUGCAACGUCUCUUGACCAUACUGAAUUUAAAGCUAAUAAAUUUGGAGCAUAUAUAUGUGCGAAAGUAGAUUUAGGUAAAACAAAACGUAUUAGAGAUCCAGCGCAGUGGUCUGAAGCAGAUCAAUAUGACACAGUUUACUACGAGCAUCCGCGUGGUGCUGAUGAAUUUUGUGUACGUAGUCCGCUUCAAAUUCGUUCGUGGAUAAUUCUGAUUGAUCAAGAGCCAAAUAUACCAUUGUUACGAGCGAGAGAUAACGAACCGUUACUAUCUGGAAAAUAUGUUGAAGAUCCAAUCGAAGACAUAAACUAUUCAGGAUGUUUAUUUUGA
Molecule: messenger RNA, 1182 nt
Organism: Rotaria socialis
Lineage: Eukaryota; Metazoa; Rotifera; Eurotatoria; Philodinida; Philodinidae
Source: the annotation of a GenBank genome assembly